Nicotiana attenuata is the source of this 1436-nucleotide messenger RNA. RefSeq names its product methyltransferase-like protein 7B. The record is from RefSeq and is a predicted model, not a curated record. Gene Ontology annotation, molecular function: S-adenosylmethionine-dependent methyltransferase activity. The transcript is spliced from 6 exons. The coding region runs from base 142 to 1083 and encodes 313 amino acids. Lineage: Eukaryota; Viridiplantae; Streptophyta; Magnoliopsida; Solanales; Solanaceae.
AAGAAAAGAACUACUCCGUACUAUAUGUUUCUUUACUUUCUUUCUUAUCUCCCUGCUAAUGAACAUUACUGACAAUUCCAGUCUCUUUUAACUGAACUAAUUCAAACCCCAGAAGCCAAAAAGUAUAGGAAUUCAAAGAAUAUGUUGAUGCAUACAACCUUUUCCACAUAUUUUUAUCCCAAGAUUCACUAUACCCAGAAACUAAAAGCAGUGAAUUCAUAUGCUUCUGAUAAAAGCACAACUUUAAAAGAUGUCCCUUUUCAUUUUCAAAUACAGAAAAAGGUAAAAGACCCUUUGAAUUGUAAUAACAAAUUAUGCUUUUGCUGCAGUAGAAGAAGUUUUAUGGCAGCAGUUGGAGCAGCUGCUCUCUUGCCUAUCCAUCCUUCACUUGCUUCUGAUGAUAUUGAUUCCAUGGCAAUGUUGAAUAGAUUGCAUCCUCCUAGGCCAGAUUGGUAUGAGGAGUUUUAUGCAGCAGCGAUGAACACAAGUAUGAAAUCUUAUGAAUCAGAGAUUGAAGGUUACAAGUCAGAGCUUUUUGCUAAUCUGAGAGGCCAAGCCAAACAAAUCCUCGAAAUUGGUAUUGGGACAGGUCCAAAUUUGAAGUAUUAUGCCAGUGAGGCGGGCACUUCCGUUUAUGGCAUUGAUCCAAAUAGGAAGAUGGAGAAAUAUGCACAAGCAGCAGCAGAGGCUGCAGGCCUUCCCCCUUCAAAUUUCAAAUUCUUGCACGCGGUCUCGGAGUCCUUGCCAUUACGUGAUGCUUCAGUUGAUGCUGUCAUUGGUACCCUUGUGUUAUGUUCUGUCGCAGAUGUUAAUCUGACGCUGCAGGAGAUCAGAAGAGUGCUCAAGCCCGGUGGCCUUUACCUCUUUGUUGAACAUGUAGCUGCAGCAGAUGGAACAGUUCUCAGAUUUGUUCAGGGAUUGCUUGAUCCUUUGCAGCAGACACUCGCGGAUGGUUGUCAUCUUACCAGGAAAACAGGAAAUGAUAUCAGUAAAGCCGGUUUCUCAAAUGUAGACAGUCAUCAAGCUGUCUUAUCAGCUGCGUCGCUGAUAAAUCCUCAUAUCAUUGGCAUAGCUUGCAACUAGAUAUAUCCAAGUGUUACAAUGGUGUCUUUGUGAAUCUUUAGCUCGCGUCAAACUCCAACAGCAUGUUUAAGCCGCCUAAUAUUUUGCCCCGGAACAGCAAGGGAACAACACCUAUUGUAGGAUUAAGCAUCACCAUUUACUAGAAAGAGAUUACACAUGUUCUUGAUCUUGGGGUUACCUUGACUAGUUUUUUAGUGUCUUAAGUGAAAACAACAGAUUUCAUUGCAUUUUGUAACACACAGUUGAUUUUGCGAUGGGAUGCUAUAUCAUAUCUAAGCACAGGCGGAUCAAGGAUUUGAAUUCUACGGGUUCGAACUCAUUAUAUUGUUAAAGUUAUGAGUUCAUAUUUGCUA